GAUACAGAAAGGGCAAGAAUUUAGGAUAUGUUUCAGCAUGUGAUGUCAUCCAGUAUAUAAAACAUAAUUGCAAAUGAAAUAUUUAAAAGAGACAGUUUGUGUUUUUAAAACAAGCAGAGUUUUUGCCUCUUAAAAAAGCUUCUAAAACAAUGAUAUUGGCCGAAAACUGGUUUGAUAAUCAUUAUCUCCAGCUGAGAAGAGGUGAAAUCUCUCCGUGGGUCACCUGGAACACAUGUGUCAGAAGCUCUAAGUCUCUUGUGCUCUCUUUCUCUCCCUGUCCCAUCUGUUUCCUAGAAAAGAGGGAAACCUAAAAAUUGUCUAAGUUCAUAUUAAAUUACAAAUAUCAAAGUUUCUAGAGCACACUUAGUAGAGGAUUCUUGUUCUGGGUCAGCACUUGAAGGUGAGAUUUUCUGGGUGCUUCUCUUAACUAUCUAAGUGGGAGAUAUGAAGAGCUUUAGAGGUAUAAGGAUCAAGUAGAGAAAAUUCACAAGGAAAGCAGUGGAACUUAGAUAGGACAAGCCAGUUGGUUGUAGAGACUGAACACAGAACUAUUUAGCCUGUAAGAUAUUCACCCAUGGAGAAGGAUGGAACAUUUUCUACUUGACCAUUUCUUCUGCUUGUAUGAGAGCUCUUGAUGGUGGCAACUUAGGGAGCAGAAAUAACUUGAGAGAAAAGAUGAAGAUAGCCUACUUUAAUAAUUGAUGGUAGAUUCUAUGACACUGUUAGAGUACUUGGACAUCAGCCCAUGUCAUCUUAACUACAGAGAGGCAACAUGUUACUUAGAAAAGCUUAUUAGUUACCAAGAAGUGACAGACAACACGUCAGUUAAGGGUUCAUGGUGCCCGAAUUCAAAAACAGUUAUUCCUGAGUGGUGUGGUUUUGUGUUAACUUAUUCAUUCUCUCUGUACUUGGGGCCUUUUUAUCUAGAAAAAAAUGUGAGCAAUAUUACCUGUCUCAAACAGUUACUUCAAGCAUUUAAUGAAUGAGUAGGUAAGAAGCUUAGAACAGUGAUUGGAACUCAGUGUUCAUUCUUGCUGGCACUUGUGUGGCACCUAUUAUUUGUGGGUAAAUGCCUAUAAACAGCAUCUUCAUUAAAGUACUUAGCCUGUGAAUUACAUAGUGCCUGGCUCAGUUUCACAGAUUAAUUCACCUCACAUUGAUAUGAAAAGCAAGAUUUUAUUUGAUGAAAAUGCAUCUUUGGUGAAUUUCAGGUCAUACAAUGAGGGGAAAAUUAAAUGUAGAAAUCUAUCCCUCAUAGACCUACUAAAUUAUAAAACCAUUUGUAAUUGUGGUAGGCCAGUAACAGCUUUUAAUUUUAUUAAGCAUUGUCUUUUUUUUUUAUUCAUAGGUUCUUAUAGGAUGGAUUUGCAAGUGUCAAGUCCAACCUAUCUCUAUGAUAUUGAUUAUGGUAUGUCAGCACCCUGCCAAAAAACCAAUGUGAAACAAAUUGCAGCCCAGCUUCUGCCCCCACUCUACUCUCUGGUAUUCAUCUUUGGUUUUGUGGGUAACAUGUUGGUCAUUCUCAUCCUGAUAAGUUGCAAAAAGCUGAAGAGCAUGACUGACAUCUACUUGUUCAACCUGGCCAUCUCUGACCUGCUCUUCCUGCUUACUCUCCCAGUCUGGGCUCACUAUGCUGCAAAUGAGUGGGUCUUUGGAGAUAUAAUGUGUAAAUUAUUCACAGGGCUCUAUCACAUUGGCUAUUUUGGUGGAAUCUUCUUCAUUAUCCUCCUGACGAUUGAUAGGUACUUGGCUAUUGUCCAUGCUGUGUUUGCUCUAAAAGCCAGGACAGUCACCUUUGGGGUGAUGACAAGUGGAGUCACUUGGGUGGUGGCAGUGUUUGCCUCUCUCCCAGAAAUAAUCUUUAUCAGAUCUCAAAAAGAAGGUUUUCGUUAUACAUGUAGUCCUCAUUUUCCACACACCCAAUAUCAUUUCUGGAAGAGUUUCCAAACGUUAAAGAUGGUCAUCUUGAGCCUUGUUUUUCCCCUGCUUGUCAUGGUCAUCUGCUACUCAGGAAUCCUCCACACCCUGUUUCGCUGUAGGAAUGAGAAGAAGAGGCACAAGGCUGUGAGGCUCAUCUUUGCCAUCAUGAUUGUCUACUUUAUCUUCUGGACUCCCUACAACAUUGUCCUUCUCCUGAUCACCUUCCAAGAGUUUUUUGGACUGAAUAAUUGCAGUGGUUCUAAUAGACUAGACCAGGCCAUGCAGGUGACAGAGACUCUUGGAAUGACACACUGCUGCAUCAACCCUGUCAUUUAUGCCUUUGUUGGGGAGAAAUUCCGGAAUUAUCUCUCAGUGUUCUUCCAAAAACACAUUGUCAAACGCUUUUGCAAGCACUGUCCAAUCUUCCAGCAAGACAAUCUUGAUCGUAUAAACUCAGUCUAUACCCGGUCCACAGGGGAGCAGGAAGUUUCUACUGGUUUAUGACAUGGGCUGUUUUGUGUAUCACUUGGUUUUUCUAUGUAACUUGGAAGUCAGAAUGUUUUUUUAAAAAAGAAGUUACUAUCAUCGAGGGCCUAAGAUACAUGCAUGUUUUGGAUAUUUAUUUUAGAUAGAUUGGGUCUUUUAAAGCUGAUUGACUUUAGAAAGCCAAAUGAGAAUGUAUUGAUAAGAUAACAAUCCCUGGUCUCAUUCCCACUUACCUCCAGUUAUUGGCAAACUCUUCUUUAGCCACAAAAAUUCACUACAAAAAAAUCCCAAGAAUUGGGAGUUUUUUGAGCUUGACUAUCUGAACAGAAAUAACAACAUCAAUCAAGAAGAAUACCUUGUACAGUUUUUUCCCUUACAAGGCAAAAUUCAGGCUAUAUAUGUACUUAAAAUAGGUCUUUGUCUUGCCCUGAGAAGAAGAGAUGAGAAUGUGAUUAGUUAGGAGAUAGAUAACUAAGCUACAUGAAUUAGUUCUAUAGACUUGUAUGAUCAGGUGAAUUCUCUGUGACCUGGGAGGGCUGGAAACAAAUCCCUUUAUAAGAAGGGAUUUGAACUGGAUCAUAUAUUAGCAAAUGAGAGGGAAACCAUUCUUUGGGUGGCACGACUGCACAAGCAAAGCAGAGGUAUACUUGUGGCUAGCUGGAAAGGCCAUGGAGAGAAAUGUCAAGGCUGGAUCAGAAUGCACCAUGUCAGCAUUGCUCCUUCAAGUUAUAUGCAGGGUGGGAGCACCUGGAUAGGUUUGUACAAAGCCUAUUUCAUGGCUAAGUGUACUGACAAUGGUGAGCAUUUAGGGAAAGUAGAUCAGCAACAAUAAGGUCAGAGUGCAAUCAAGUUACCCGGGCUAGACAGGGGGGAAGUACCACUUCUGCAUGUAGAGUGUAGAGUCAGCAGAACUUGGGGUAAAUUCGAGGUGGAGGUGAACAAGAAGACCUAGGCUCAAACACAUUGGAAUAAUUGUUGAAGAAACAACAAAUACAAAAGAAGAGUACAGGAAAGAGUCUGGCUUAGGAGGGUAGUCUCAUUUUACAACCUGUUGCCUCAGGCUAGCAUUUUGUUCCUUCUCUCAGACACAAAUCUUGCCAUACCAGCUUUGAAUCUUAAGGGGUAACCAGGGAGCUGUAAAACACCUGGCAUAUGAAUCAUGAACCUGAAAUCUAGGAAUAAUAUCGACUCCUUGUGGAUUCUAGCUGAGGGUUGCUUAUACAGUUUGAACCCAGAGCUUUACAACCUUGAGCAGAGGCCCUAAGAUGUGAGGGAAGAACAUCAAUUUUCUCUAUUUACCUAGCAAUCAUCAAAUCAGAGAGAUAAUGCAUCCUUUUAGAAACAAGUUGCUGUGAGCUUCAGAAGUCAUGAAAGUGUAAUUACCACCCUCUGUGUUCCAGGCUAAGUUUGAAGGCUUUAGUAACUCUUUACAGAUGACUUCUUCACACAAACAAUGCUAUUUUUAGCCACUGCAGAGAGAUUUAGGAUUUUUUGUUGUUUUUGCAGUUGCUAUUUAUGAUAUUGUUUUGAAUUUUGGAGCGGUUAAGACUAAGGGAAGAAACAAAAGGGUGAGAAUCACUCAGAGGAUUAAAGUGUCUGGUUAACAAAAGGUGCUACUUGUUUUUCUUGAGCUCUGAAUGUGAAACCAGAGCCUUGUGGCUGUCAGCAAGGAGGUGAGCAUUUGCUUUUUUCUUUCCUGGAAUCCACAUUUUGUCCCCCAAUAUGUAGCUGAGACUAGACUCAAACUCGUGCGUGAUCCUCCUUCCUACAUCUCAAGCACUGGGAUUACAGGUGUAUAUGAACACACUCAGCUCUGUAUUUCUAUAUUCUUAAGCAUAUAGAAAGUUGUAAAUUCUUUGAAGAUAUGUCUUAUAAAAAGUGCUUUGUAAAAAAUAAUUUCUUUAUUGUUCUUUCAAUCAAGUGUACAUUCAGUGAGUAGUACACAAAACUAUGAGAGUAUUUUAUAAGUAGUUGUUUUGGAGAACAUCCCCAAAUAGUACUUAUUUAAAUAUAGUCCUUAGCUUAAAUGUAUGGUGAUGGUGAUUAUAUUUCCUUUAAAAUAUUUUUAACAGUUAACUUUCUUCCUGAGACAAAUUGUUGUAACAAUUUGUUGUUAAAGGUGUUACUUCUAAGCAUGUAGUUCCUAAGCAGAGUUGCCUUGAAAGAUUGUAAAUUUCAAAUUGUGCUUACCCUCAACCAAAAGAGUUUUAAUAUACUUACAAAUUGAUGUCAGAAGUCAUGAAUCUGCUUGAAAAUAAAGACAUGCAACUUUGUGGUCUGGUAUCUGAGUGGGAGGCACAUGGUAGAGAGGAUCAGCAUUGCUUUUAUUUUAUUUAAAAUUCUUUCCCAAAGUGUGUUAGUAAUUUUAGUAACGGCAACUAUGUAACACUGGGAUUUCUGUCCUCAUAUUUCUUGUUCAGAGAGAGGAUAGAUGCUCCAGGGAGUGUUUGGAACAUACUGGUUUUCAGUCUGCUACAGCGUCAGUUUCCAAAGCAGGAUGUGUGAAGAUGUUGGAGCUGGUCAUGCUCUUAAUGGAAAGUACACAAGAUGAGUAGUAAGCAAGACAGGGCUCUGGCUAGUACAGUAACUUCUUACCAGAUUCAAAGGAUUGCUUCUCAUACCUUAGAUCCAAAGGUGGAAUGUAUCAAAGAAGAGUGGGAAGCAGCUAGGGUUAGAGGAGAGAAAAGAAUCAGGGGGAAGUGAUCCCUAUCUGCUAUGAUAAAGCCAGCUAUUGUGUGGAUAUGAGAAAGUAUGGUAGUAACUUUGCUUGUUGCUGUGACAAAAUAUCUGAGGAAGGCAUCUUAAAGAAGGAAGGGUUUACUUGUGUUGGUAGUUUGAAAGAAUGCAGCCUAUCAUAGUUUGUGAGGAAUGUGAGGUUGUUGGUCACAUUAUAUCUGCAUCAGGAAGCAGAGAACUGAAUGCUGAUUUAAGCUUCCUUUACCUUUUUCAUUCAGUUGAAGUCCCCAACCUAUGGAAUGGUGUUGUCCACAUUAAGGUUGGUUUUCCCUUCUCAGUUAAUCCUUUCUAGAAACACCCUCAUAGAUACAGCCAGAAAUGUGUUUUCUAGGUAAUUCCAGUAAAAUACCAACCAACACAAAAAGUGUCAGUUUUUUAUGGCUGAUGUAUACAGUCCUUACCUUUCCAUAUGUUGGAUGAAUUCAUGAAGAAAAGUUGCUUGAGGUGUCAUAUAACUAUGUAUAUAUAUUUUUCACAAUUUUAUAAAUAUUUUAACAUUUCAUUUGGCUCCAUAUUGUUACUACUUCAUUGAAUUAUAAGUUCUGGGUUAUUAUAAUUCUGUCAUGUUUCAGGAGCUUAUUUUUGUUAUCAUAAAAAUAGUUUUUUCAUUUGUUUGUUUUGUGAGACAGGGGUUCUUUGGGUAGCCCUGUCUUGUAACUCACUCACUGCCUCUGCCUCCUGUGUGCUGGGAUUAAAGAAGUGUGCCACCACCUCAAAAAUAGUUUUUAAAGCAUAUGUGGAGGAUAUGAAUCUUUUCCCUGAUUGAGUCAAUGGGAAGGCUAUCCAAACUGCAAAUAACCUGGGUUAUACUGCUUCCAUACUGCCCACCAGUGGCCAACUAGCAAAUUAGCAAGGAUGCUUGGCAAUCAGCAUUGACCACAGCAUACAAACAAGGAGCAUGGUUUCACUUGGUCGUUUACUGUUUGUGUCUUUCAUUCCACUGUGGACAGAGGCAUAUCCAGAUCAGCUCAGGGCAGAUGACACACAGCUCUUUCUCACUGCUUCUGAAGAACAGGAAGAGCAUCAGUUUAGGACAUAAGUUGACACUGAAUAAAAUAAAUGUUUCAGGUGGAUCUGCAGAAUGCUGGAGCCCAGACCUAGAAUAAAGUCAGGAAAUUAUUUCUAACUAGGCAUUUUUUCACAUAUGUGAAAUGCUACAAACUCCUCCUGCAUUUCAUUUUAAUCUGCAUAUCCCAUGUGUUUGAAGUGAUCAAAUAUAGUUGAGAUGCAGGUGGUUUUCUUUGAUACUUAUCCUCUCUUUUCUCCAUUACUGUUAUCAUCCAUUUGGAUGCAACACUCUUACAAAACUAUAUACCUUGAAAAUGAGAGAGAAAAUGGAAAAGCCAUUGAGUACCAUUCAGUCUAGGUGCCUCCCUGUGUGGGUGAAGAGCAGAGUUUACUACAAGCCCCAGAGAAGGCUUCAGAGGACCCAAGCAUCAACUAUGCUAUGAUAGUGUUUCCCAGUCUCAGUGGGCAGUCAGUGAUAAGUCAUUGAGUGGAGUAGGUGGGAGGGUUUCUGGUACCCCUUACAAUCAUGCCUGGAUAAAUUCAGGAGCUGGACCUACAAUUCAUGGAGGCCAUAUUCUGGUCCUGGCUUAAUCUUAGCUGUACUUUGAAGUGACAUGGGGGAGUUUUACAAAUAGUGACCCUGAGUCCCACUCUAAUCAAUUCUACUCCAAUCAAUUUUGCUUCAAUCAACCCAUAAUGUGGCUUGUGGUUUUAACUCCUACAAACUCCCCAGAUGCUUCUCAGAAUAGCUAAGUUUGAGAGACACUGGGAGUGAAAACUGGGGUUGAAGCCUGUCAUACUGGGUAUGAUGGCUGGAGGCUGAGCCUGUGACACAGAGUGUGAAGGUUGGGGUAUGAAGAAAAUCAUACUUGACCUGCAAAUAGGUGCCAUGUGGAUCAGGGAGUCUAGAUUCAGAUUCUUGAUUUUCACCACUAAACAUCACUCCAUCUUCCUCAAAGCUGCUUUAUAAAGCAUAUGAAUCUCGACUCAGUGAUGAUACAAAACACCUGAAUUUGAGGCUCUCAGUUUGCAGUUUAAUUUCUGGUUCUGAGGUUCCUGUCCUUUCCAAGUGAAAAACAAAUAAAAGUCAGAUGACGUCUGGGACCCAUGCUGAGCCUAGAGACUUCAAAUUUAAAAGAGAAAACAAGUCUCUUGUGUAGAAAAGGGUAUACUAGGGAUGUUUUACAGACAAACAUUGAUUUUGCUUAUGUUGGCCAAAGUGUUCUCCUCUUAUCUCUAGUGUUUGUUGCUCUUGUGAGCUCCCUUUAAACUCUGCCUAGUAAAGUACUGUUUCUGAAGAAUUGAGAAUCCGAGUAGUUCAUUGCAGCCCUAGUCAGGCAAUGUUAAUUCUGUAAUGAGUGAAAAUUUAGCAUUAAGAUAGCAACUCUUAGAUGGUCUGGCAUUUAGUUUAAAUGUAUGCACACAUAUACAUAAAACAAAACUUGGCUUGUAUUAGUUACUUUUGUGUCACUGUGACAAUACUACUCAAUUAAAACAACUGAAGGGAGGAAAAGUUUACUUUGGCUCAUUUUUUUUGGUUCAUUUAGAGAAGAAUAGUUCAUCUGUCCUAUUGGAAUAUAUGGGCAUGUACAGCAGAGACUGUUUACAUUACAGCAGUCCAGGAAGCAGUGGACAGAACCAGGGUGCAGGCUAUAACUUUCAAAGGACCAUCCCUAGUGACCUUCUUCUGCUAGCCAGACCUCACCUCCUAAAGAUUCUAUAGUCUCAUAUAGUACCACCAUCUUGGAACUACACACAGCACAUGAGCCUAUGAGGGAUAUUUCUGAAAAGCAGAUAUAAGUUGCUCUUCUUGUGAAACUAUAUAACUCUGAACAUAAUGCAACUAAGUCUAAAAAUAAAAAUAUAGUGGAAAUAUAGACUUCAGUAUAGUCUGUAUUUACUCCAAAAUUCUUCUACUUAUAUUUAUUUCCAUUAUCUUAGAUUACUCAAAAAUAUCCUAUAAAGAAGUUAUGUUUUCUCAAUAUAUAAUCAAAUCAUGACUGUUGAUUGGUCAACUCAGUCUUUCCUUCAUGAUAAAGAUCAAACUCUGGGGGUCAGAAGAGUAAUAACUUAAAAGUCAUAUUGACCUGACUAUCAUCUUGAGGCAGUGGGAGUUUAGGAAGGGAACUUGGUAAUUUGAAUUACUACUGAUAUUAACUGACAGGGCUAUUUUGGAUAGAAAAUGUCUAGACCAGUCUGUCCAAUAGAAUUUCCCUAAUGUCAUGCUCUUGGUCUUUAUCUUCUAAAAUGAUAAGAUAUCACACAAGUGCAGAAUGUGGCUAUUGUGGGUUUUAAAUUUUACUUAAUUUUAAUGUGGCCAGGGUUAUUAUAUUGAACAUUUCAAGUCUAGUGUAUGGUGAUAUUUUAUUUGUAUUAAAAUAUUAUUUGUAUGUUAAUAAAUAAAGUUGCCCGGGGGUCAGAGCUAUUAGCAAGCCAUAGGAAAGCAGGGCAGUGGUAGCGUACGCUUGUAAUUCCAGCACUUGGUAGGCAGAGCUGGGUAAGUCUCUGUGUGUUCAGGGAUACAGCCAUUAUUGGAUACACAUGCCUUUAAUCUUAAUACCAAUCAUGGAAAACCUGGAGGCCUAUACAGACAGGCUGUGAGGAGGUGGUCAUGUGGUUGGGUUUACAACCAAUGAGAAGGCAGGACAGGAACUCUAUAUAAAGACUUUAACACAGGGGUAGCUCUGGUUCGGAGAGGUAGGACCACCGCAGGAGGAAGGGUAAGGUUUUAGCUCUUAGCUCUGACCUCUUGGCUUUCUUCUUUGCAUUGGUUCUGUGUUUAUUAUUUAAUAAGAAGGUUGAAUACAUCUACAAAUGGCGUCCAACGUGGUGGCAAGAGUUUCCACCUAAAACCUGAGAAAAAAGAUUCUAAAACGGAGCUAAAAAUAGUUCCUAAUUGUCUCUCUCAAAUGAGUGGCAGCUGCCUGUUUGAGCUACUGGUGGGUUCCUAGAGUGUGUGCUCGACCUGUAGUAUGGCGGGAAUGAGGCCUCUGCAAGUGGCACAUUAAGCUGCAUGGUGGAUUUAGACGUUGCUAGUACAAAACAAAAAAAAAGAGGUUUCUGGACUACACGCUGCUUGGCUAAAAGCAUAGACCCAUGAUAGCUCCCAGAGCUGGUGGAAAAGGUAACACCGCCAUGUUGGGAAGCUGAGGUGGGUGGAGCCAGCAGCCACAGCUGCUGCAGUUUAAGGCAAUAGAUUCACAAUAAGACAGAUUCAGAUGUAAUAGUUUACAAUGUGUAUAAAAGAUACGUAGGCUUGAAAGAAACAAAAAAGAUGAUAUAUAGAGUUAUAGAAACAAAUAUAUAGUUUUAAAAAAUAAAGUCUUUAAAGAGACAGUAAAGGUAGUAUAAAAAAUAAGCCACGUAAAAAUGGAUAUUACACAGAGAAUCUGCAUUGUGUUGUCUUUGGGACUUUUAACUGCAGAAAAACAUUUGAUUGUAAAAGCUGUUGAGUUAUGCCAAAAUGUAUAUUUUAAAGGUACCUUGACUUCAAAAUUUGAAUAUAAGGAUAUGUUGCUUUGGAAAGGAGACUCUGCUUUUGUUCCCACAGAAAGCCAGAGGCUAUGGAUUUGUUCCAGAUUAAGAUACAUCAGGUUUGACCAGCCAAGACCCCCUGAAAGGUCUCUGAUGACACCAUGGCCCAGAUGAUCCAACAUCCAGAAUGUUUUCAAGGCAACUGGCUCAGACGAUACAGCCUCAUGGACUAUUCCAUAAUCCUAAAAUUUUCUUUGUUUCCCCAUAAGAUACAGCGCCCCCCUCCAGCAGGAAGUAGUAAGAGAAGCUACGCCCAAAUUCCCAAAUUAUAUGUAAUUUUACUUUGUUAAGGUUAAAACCUUCCUUUUUGAAAAAAAAAAAUGGGGGGGGAGAAAGUGCUGUGGGAUGUUCUGUAUGGCAAAUGUGUUGCUAAUUAGUCAAUAAAUAAAACACUGAUUGGCCAUUGGCUAGGCAGGAAGUGUAGGCGGGACAAGGAGGAGAAUAAAGCUGGGAAGUGGAAGGCUGAGUCAGAGAGACACUGCCAGCCGCCACGAUGAGAAACAGCAUGUGAAGAUUCCGGUAAGCCAUGAGCCAUGUGGCAAGGUAUAGAUUUAUGGAAAUGGAUUAAUUUAAGCUGUAAGAACAGUUAGCAAGAAGCCUGCCACGGCCAUACAGUUUGAAACCAAUAUAAGUCUCUGUGUUUACUUGGUCGGGUCUGAGGGGCUGUGGGACUGGCAGGUGAGAGAGAUUUGUCCUGACUGUGGGCAAGCAGGAAAACUCUAGCUACAAAAGGCACUGUGUGUUUAAAAUGUUACAAAUAGGGGCUGGA
Molecule: messenger RNA, 10453 nt
Organism: Peromyscus californicus insignis
Lineage: Eukaryota; Metazoa; Chordata; Mammalia; Rodentia; Cricetidae
Product: C-C chemokine receptor type 5
Exons: 2
Coding region: 1162-2424 (420 amino acids)
Biological process (GO): G protein-coupled receptor signaling pathway; immune response; chemotaxis
Cellular component (GO): membrane; cytoplasm
Molecular function (GO): C-C chemokine receptor activity; chemokine (C-C motif) ligand 5 binding
Source: RefSeq, a predicted model, not a curated record